UUCUAACUCAUCCGUAGCAGUGGGAAUUAUUCGAGAGAGGGCUUUUAUUUGAGUGAGGAGAAUUAAUCGAGUAAAUACGGUAGGUCCCUUCAGGGUUUCAUCUUCCCAACAGUAUCAUCAGCCAAUGCAUGUUGGGCACCCCCAGCCGAACGUAGCUUGAUGUUCGCAAUAUCCACAUUGGGUAAUCAAAUAGCUGCAGUUUUUGCUUUGUUGUUUGGAUCACAACUUUGUGCCAUAAAAUUCUUGGACGGAUGGAGAUUAAUUUUUCUUAGUUUUGGUGCCAUUGGAAUGACAAGCUUUACAUUAUGGACUAUUUUCGCUGCAAAUAGCCCUGAUGAAAGUAGAUGGAUUGGUACAAAAGAAAAAGAAAUGAUAACUGCUAGCCUAAAAAUUGGGGAAUCUGAAAAAUCCAUUAGCUCUAGAAGAGUAAGAUAUGUAAAAAAAUUUCUCUAA
Messenger RNA from Meloidogyne enterolobii, 453 nucleotides. The record is from the annotation of a GenBank genome assembly. NCBI's taxonomy places the organism in Eukaryota, Metazoa, Nematoda, Chromadorea, Rhabditida, Meloidogynidae.